Messenger RNA from Pongo pygmaeus (Bornean orangutan), 3814 nucleotides. It is a transcript of the gene NDE1, whose product is annotated as nudE neurodevelopment protein 1. Bases 147 to 1712 code for a protein of 521 amino acids. The record is from RefSeq and is a predicted model, not a curated record. Gene Ontology annotation, biological process: mitotic centrosome separation; microtubule nucleation; centrosome localization. NCBI's taxonomy places the organism in Eukaryota, Metazoa, Chordata, Mammalia, Primates, Hominidae. Gene Ontology annotation, molecular function: microtubule binding. Gene Ontology annotation, cellular component: centrosome; kinetochore; kinesin complex. The transcript is spliced from 9 exons.
CGUCAGGCUCAGUCCCCUCCCGAUAAACCCCUAAAUAGGGACUUUCCCGGGGGGUGACCCUGGCUUUUUUGGCGAAAACCCCCAGUUUAAGGAGGCCUUCCCCCUGGCUUCACGUUGUGGAGUCGAAAGGAACCUUGAAGCGGAGAAUGACAGCUCGUGACGUGGACCCGAGGAAAAAACCUGCCAACCAGGAUUUAAUAGAAUUCAGCUCUUUCAGGCUUUGGAGGGAAGGCGAUUUGAACGGGAUUUCAGUGAAAAACCCGAUCGCUUCGGCUUUUUUUUUCCUCUCUCGGGUCUCGUCACGUGAUGGUCCUACUUUAUUUUUUAAAAUUAAAUGGCGCAUAUUCCCCAGCAUCCUAAAUCUAGUGCAACCUAGUGGCAAGUGGAGAAAAAAUAACUGCCAACCCGGCUUCCUGCGAGGUCCCCCGGAGUUCUCGCAAAGUUGGGACCCAGCUGGCAAAAAUACAGUGUGCGCAAAGACUCAACUGGACAUUGCCACCAAGAAUCAAGAGAUUUUGGGGGACUUUUGCAAGAAAACGUUAUUUUUAAAAGCCCUGCUCCAAAGCUGUUUACAAAUGAAUACUGCGUUUUCAGUGACAGGUUGGGCGAGCAGAAAGGAGAUCUUACGACACCAUGCCACAAGGAGAGUGAUCUCUUCCCCUGUUUUCACAAUGGAGGACUCUGGAAAGACUUUCAGCUCCGAGGAGGAAGAAGCCAACUAUUGGAAAGAUCUGGCGAUGACCUACAAACAGAGGGCAGAAAAUACGCAAGAGGAACUCCGAGAAUUCCAGGAGGGAAGCCGAGAAUAUGAAGCUGAAUUGGAGACGCAGCUGCAACAAAUUGAAACCAGGAACAGAGACCUCCUGUCCGAAAAUAACCGCCUUCGCAUGGAGCUGGAAACCAUCAAGGAGAAGUUUGAAGUGCAGCACUCUGAAGGUUACCGGCAGAUCUCAGCCUUGGAGGAUGACCUCGCGCAGACCAAAGCCAUUAAAGACCAAUUGCAGAAAUAUAUCAGAGAGCUGGAGCAAGCAAACGACGACCUGGAAAGAGCCAAGCGCGCCACGAUCAUGUCUCUCGAAGACUUUGAGCAGCGCUUGAAUCAGGCCAUUGAAAGAAAUGCCUUCCUGGAAAGUGAACUUGAUGAAAAAGAGAAUCUCCUGGAAUCUGUUCAGAGACUGAAGGAUGAAGCCAGAGAUUUGCGGCAGGAACUGGCCGUGCAGCAGAAGCAGGAGAAACCCAGGACCCCCAUGCCCAGCUCAGUGGAAGCUGAGAGGACAGACACAGCUGUGCAGGCCACGGGCUCCGUGCCGUCCACGCCCAUCGCUCACCGAGGACCCAGCUCAAGUUUAAACACACCUGGGAGCUUCAGACGUGGCCUGGACGACUCCACCGGGGGGACCCCCCUCACACCUGCGGCCCGGAUAUCAGCCCUCAACAUUGUGGGAGACCUACUGCGGAAAGUCGGGGCACUGGAGUCCAAACUCGCUUCCUGCCGGAACCUCGUGUACGAUCAGUCCCCAAACCGAACAGGUGGCCCAGCCUCUGGGCGGAGCAGCAAGAACAGAGAUGGCGGUGAGAGACGGCCAAGCAGCACCAGCGUGCCUUUGGGUGAUAAGGGGUUGGGGAAGCGCUUGGAAUUUGGGAAGCCGCCUUCACACAUGUCUUCAUCGCCGCUGCCGUCAGCCCAGGGGGUAGUCAAGAUGUUGCUUUAGGAAAACCACGGAAGCUGAAGCUCUUGGUGUCGGUGCGGGAGUUGUUACCUUUUGUCGUCUUUUUACACUAGGUUUUUGUUUUAAGUUAGUUUGAGAAAUAGGAACAGUCACCAUAGUUAGUUAGCUUUGUGGCCCAAGCCAAUGACUGAGGCCAUCACCUGUGCUCUGGGGUUUGUCCCUGGGAAAUGUCUCCUCAUCCCUGCCUGCCACUGUGCAUUGCAAAGAGGGACAAAAGGGGCUCUCUGGGAAGGGCUCUAAGGUGUCAGUGAUGAGGCUACCCCGUCGUUUUUGUUUUUGAGAUAGAGUCUCGCUCUGUCGCCCAGGCUGGAGUGUGGCGGCAUGAUCUCAGCUCACUGCAGCCUCUGCCUCCUGGGUUCAAACACUUCUUGUUCCUGAGUCUUCCAGGUAGCUGGGAUUACAGGCACCCACCACCACGCCUGGCUAAAUUUUUUGUACUUUUAAUAGAGACGGGGUUUUGCCAUGUUGCCCAGGGUGGUCUUGAACUCCUGGCCUCAAGUGAUCUUCCCAUCUCAGCCUCCCAGAAUGCUGGGAUUUCAAGCAUGAGCCAUCGCUCCCAUGCCCCAUUGUGUUGAGCUAACCCAAGCGGAGUCCUGAUUGGUCUUUUUUUUUUUUUCCUUUUCUUUUUUGAGACAGAGUCAUGCUCUUGCCCUUUCUUGUCCAAGCUGGAGUGCAGUGGUGCGAUUUCGGCUCACUGCAGCCUCCACCUCCUAGGUUCAAGCGAUUCUCUUAUCUCAGCUUCCCAAGUAGCUGGGACUACAGGAGUGUGCUACUACACCCGCUAAUUUUGUAUUUUUAGUGAGAAACAGGGUUUCACCAUGUUGGCCAGGCUGGUCUUGAACUCCUGGCCUCAAGUGAUCCUCCCGCCUCAGCCUCCCAGAGUGCUGGAAUUACAGGCCUGAGCCACCGUGCCUGGCCCCUGAUUGGUCUUGACAGGUGUUUUUAAUGUCCCAAGUCUCCUGGGAUGGAGCUUCUCUCAGAGGCUCUUCCCCCAACCCCCAACCAGCUGGAAUUGUCUUACAGAACAAAAUCUCCCAGUGCUUUGUGGUGUACUGAAAUCAUGUCUUAAGAACAGAGAACAGAACGGUCACAUGCCUUUUUAAAAACUGUGGAAUAGGCCAGGAGUGGUGGCUCAGGCCUGUAAUCCUAAGAUUUUGGGAGGCCGAGGCGGGUGGAUUACCUGAGGUCAGGAGUUCAAGACCAGCCUGGCCAACAUGGUGAAACCCCAUUUCUACUAAAAAUACAAAAAAUUAGCUGGGUGCAGUGAUGCGUGCCUAUAAUUCCAGCUACUCCAGAUGUUGAGGCAGGAGAAUUGCUUGGACCCGGGAGGCGGAGGGUGCAGUGAGCCAAGAUCAUGCUACUGUACUCCAGCCUGGGCAACAGAGUGAGACUCCGUCUCCAAAAAAAAAAAAGGUGUCAUAAACCUCUGAGACUGUAGCCUGUUUCUUAGCUUCUGAUUGAGAUUACUAGAGGUGCGUUCGAGUUUUCAGAGUAAUUUUCCAGACCAACCAGCGUCAGUGGGAAAUCUGACCUCUUUUGGCAAACUGCGAUCAUUCAUUUUCCUGAGUCCCCUGGUGAGGUCGGGGGGAAUUCUGCAUCAGGACUCUGAGGGGUCUUUGGGGCAGGAUGGCCUUGGUAAUGCAGCCACUAAGAACAGGACUUCAUUCAAAGGCAUAAUGAAGUAACCAGGGUGAUCACCAAGUAAGAUUAAAGCAGGAGAUCAUUGUAGCAGGCUUCCUUGUCUAAGACGUGAACACGGGAUUUCCAACGCACCACGGUGUGUGCACUCACCACUGCAUGUUAGGAACUGCUGUCUCUUUGGGAAACAAGUUAAAAGAACACACUAAUUUCUGGAGUGUGCCUGCAGCUUCACGGCCUUCAUUUUGUUACUAAGUUAUUUUCUGGAAGAACAGCAAACAUUUCAGGUUGAAAACAACUUUCCAAGUGCUACUGAAAUGCCGCAGAGAAUUAAGCUGCGAUGGUGGGUUUCUUACCCUAGAAACAUCCUAACUUGUAUCCACAGAAGAUGUCCUUUUAUUUUUUUAAAAGAUCAAUAAAAUAAAGAGAAACGAAUGUUGAACUGG